Messenger RNA from Hippoglossus stenolepis (Pacific halibut), 5904 nucleotides. Its product is annotated as myosin heavy chain, fast skeletal muscle. Gene Ontology annotation, molecular function: cytoskeletal motor activity; actin filament binding; ATP binding. Gene Ontology annotation, cellular component: myosin complex. Lineage: Eukaryota; Metazoa; Chordata; Actinopteri; Pleuronectiformes; Pleuronectidae. The record is from RefSeq and is a predicted model, not a curated record.
CACCCUAUUUGGCACAAGUCCCAUAUAUAACUUCAGCUGUGUAAGCAAAGCCAGUUCAAAUAUAAAGCGUCCAACAGGACACACCAGUGUGGUAGCAGACCCCCGAAGACUCCAGCUUGAGGAUUGUGGAAUAAAACCGAUUUUGAAAGAGAGAGGGUCAGAAGUAAACUGUCACCAUGAGUACGGACGCGGAGAUGGCCAUUUAUGGCAAGGCUGCCAUUUACCUGCGUAAGCCAGAGAGGGAGAGAAUUGAGGCUCAAAACGCACCUUUUGAUGCCAAGGCCGCCUGCUAUGUGGCUGAUGUCAAAGAGCUGUACUUGAAGGGAACAAUCAUCAAGAGAGAUGGUGGCAAAGUCACCCUCAAAGUCCUGGACACUCAGGAGGAGAGGACAGUUAAAGAAGAUGACGCCUCCACGAACCCUCGGCACGACAAAAUUGAGGACAUGGCCAUGAUGACUCCAUCUCAAAAGCCUCUGGUCCUGUAUAACCUCAAAGAGCGUUAUGCAGCAUGGAUGAUCUAUACCUACUCUGUUGUCUCUGUGCCACUGUUAACCCUUACAAAAUGGCUCCCAGUGUACGAUUCUGAAGUUGUAAAUGCCUAUAGAGCAAAGAAGCGUAUGGAGGCUCCACCCCACAUCUUCUCCGUCUCUGACAACGCUUAUCAGUGUAUGUUCACAGAUAGGGAGAACCAGUCUGUCUUGAUCACUGGAGAAUCUGAAGCUGAAAGACUGUGAUCACGAAACGUUGUCAUCCAGUACUUUGCCACACCCAGUGGCAGGAGGAGCAGACAAGAAGAAGGAAGUAAAAAAUAUCAGGGGUCACUGGAGGAUCGAUUAUUAGCCAAUCCCCUGCUGGAGGCCUACGGUAAUGCCAAAACUGUGAGGAAUGACAACUCUUCUCGGGCUUUGUAAGGUAAAUUCAUCAGAAUCCAUUGCACAACUGGCAAACUGGCCAGUGCUGACAUUGAGACAUAUCUGCUGGAGAAGUCAAGAGUGACAUACCAGCUUCCUGCUGAGAGAGGCUACCACAUCUUCUACCAGAUGAUGACAAACCACAAGCCGGAGCUAGUUGAGGCGUCACUCAUCACAACCAACCCCUACGACUUCCCCUUGAUCAGCAUGGGUCAGAUCACUGUGGCCAGCAUUGAUGACAAAGUUGAGCUGGAAGCCACUGAUAAUGCUAUUGAUAUCCUGGGCUUCACUGCUGAGGAGAAGAUAGGCAUCUACAAGUUUACUGGUGCUGUGAUCCACCACGGUAACAUGAAGUUCAAGCAGAAGCAGCGUGAGGAGCAGGCUGAACCCGAUGGCACAGAAGAUGCUGACAAGGUUGCUUACCUGUUGGGUCUGAACUCCGCUGACAUGCUGAAGGCUCUGUGCUAUCCCAGAGUGAAGGUCGGAAAUGAGUUUGUCACCAAGGGACAGACUGUACCUCAGGUGAGUAACUCAGUGACUGCCCUGUCCAAGUCCAUCUAUGAGAGGAUGUUCUUGUGGAUGGUCAUCCGUAUCAACCAGAUGUUGGACACACAGCAGAGGAACUACUAUAUUGGUGUUCCGGAUAAUACCGGGCUUGAAAUCUUUGAUUUCAACACCUGGAGCAACUGUGCAUCAAUCCCCACCAAUGAGAAACUGCAACAGUUCUUCAACCACACCAUGUUCGUCCUGGAGCAAGAGGAGUACAAGAAGGAGGGUAAUAUCUGGGAGUUCAUUGACUUUGGUAUGACUCUGGCCGCCUGUCUCUGCACUUUCAUCUUAGCCCAUGGCAUCUUCUCCAUCCUUGAAGAGGAGUGCAUGUUCCUGGUUGGGCUACAGACAUCCUUCAAGAAUAAGCUCUAUGAUCAGCAUCUUGGCAAAAAUAAAGCAUUUGAGAAGCAACCUGCAAAGGCGAAGGCUGAGGCCCACUUCCUGGUGCACUAUGCUGGUACAGUGGACUACAACAUCGGUGGCUGGCUGGACAAGAACAAGGACCCAUUGAAUGACUCUCCUCUUGUUCUGCAGCUGUACCAGAAGUCCUCAGUGGAAACGGUUGGCUGGCCUGUAUCCCCUGUUGUUGAGGAGAUAGGAAAGAAGGGAGGCAAGAAGAAGGGUGGCUCUAUGCAGACUGUGUCUUCACAGUUUAGGGAAAACUUGGGCAAGCUUGAUGACUCAACUUGGAGGAGCACUCAUCCUCACUUUGUGCGCUGUCUGAUUCCCAAUGAGACAAAGGUUCCAGGACUGAUGGAGAACUUCCUGGUCAUCCACCAGCUGAGGUGUAACGGUGUGCUGGAGGGUAUCAGAAUCUGCAGAAAAGGUUUCCCCAGCAGAAUCCAAUAUGGUGACUUCAAGCAGAGGUACAAGGUAUUGAAUGCCAGUGUCAUUCCUGAGGGCCAGUUCAUUGACAACAAGAAGGCUUCAGAAAAGCUGCUCGGAUCGAUUGAUGUUGAUCAUGACCAGUACAGAUUUGGACACACAAAGGUGUUCUUCAAGGUUGGUCUGCUGGGUAUUUUUGAGGAGAUGAGAGAUGAAAAGUUUGCAUCUCUGGUCACAUGAUCAGGCUUCUGCCGUGCUUACCUCAUGAGGAAGGAGUUUGUGAAGAUGAUUUGGAGAGGAGGUAUCAUCUACACCAUCCAGCACAACGUGCCAUUCAUGAAUGUCAAACACUGGCCAUGGAUGAAGGUUUACUACAAGAUCAAGCCUCUGCUGAAGAGUGCUGUAACUGAGAAGAGCUGUCUCAGAGAAGGGGAAAACUAUGAUAAGAUGACAACUGACUUGGCUACUGCCCUGGCCAAGAAGAAGGAUCUAGAGGAGAAGAUGGUGUCUCUUCUGCAAGAGAAGAACGAUCUGCAGCUCCAAGUCACAUCCGAAGGAGAUAAUCUGUCAGAUGGGAGGAAAGAUGAGGGACUUAUCAAGAGCAAGAUUCAGAUGGAGGCCAAACUCAAAGAAACAACUGAGAGACUUGAGGAUGAAGAGGAAAUCAAUGCUGAGCUUACUAAGAAGAGAAAGUUGUAAGAUGAAUGUUCUGAGCUCAAGAAGGAUAUUGACGAUUUGGAGCUUACAUUGGCCAAGGUGGAGAAGGAGAACAUGCCACUGAGAACAAGUUUAAGAACUCCGAUAGAGGAGAUGGCCUCUCAAGAUGAGAGCAUUACAAGCCGGACUAAGGAGAAGAAAGCCUCUUCAGGAGGCUCAUCAACAGACUUGAUGACUCUGCAGGCUGAGGAAGACAAAGUCAACACUCUGUCCAAGGCCAAGACAAAGCUUGAGCAGCAAGUCGAUGAUAACUUGAGGGUUCCCUCUGAACAAGAGAAGAAACUGCGUGAGGACUUGAGAGAGCCAAGAGGGGCUCGAGAGGGAGAUCUGAAACUGGCCCAGAAUCAUAUGGAUCUUGAGAAUGACAAGCAGCAGUCUGAGGAGAAAGGGAAAAAGAAAGACUUUGAAAUCAGCCAACCUCUUAGCAAGAUUGAGGAUGAGCAGUCUAUGGGAUCUCAGCUUCAGAAGAUCACAGCUUCAGAAAGAGGUGAAGAAAGUAAUGAGAUGAGCAAGAAGCGGGAAGCUGAGUUCCAGAAGUGCCGUGACCUUGAGGAGUCCACCUGCAGCAUGAAGCCACUGCUCCGCCUUCGCAAGAAGCAGGCUGACAGCGUUGCUGAGCUGGGAGAGCAGAUCGACAACCUCCAGCUUGUCAAGCAGAAGCUUGAAAAGGAAAAGAGUGAAUACAAAAUGGAGAUUGAUGCCUCCAGCAACAUGGAGGCUGUGCGGCUAAAGCAAAGGGAAAUCUUGAAAAGAUGUGCCGUACUUGAGGACCACUCCAGUGAACUGAAGACUAAGAAUGACAGGGAAAUGUUCACAAGCAAUGACUUGGGUGGACAGAAAGCCCGUCUCCUGACAGAAAAUGGUGAGUUCAGUCAAAUUGAAGAGAAGAGGCUUGUCUCCCAGCUGACCAGAGGCAAACAGGCUACACAACAGAUUGAAGAGCUGAAGAGACAGAUUGAAGAGGAGGUUAAGGCCAAGAAUGCUCUUGCCCAUGGACUGCAAUCAGCCCGCCAUGACUGUGACCUGCCGAGGAAACAGUUUGAGGAGGAGCAGGAGGCCAAGGCUGAGCUGCAGCGUGAAAUGUCCAAGGCCAACAGUGAGUGUGGCCCAGUGGGAGUAGCUGGGCAUGAAACUGAUGCUAUUCCGCGCACUGAGGAGAUUGAGGAGUCCAAGAGAAAGCUGGCUCAGCGUCUUCAGGAGGCUGAGGAGCAGAUUGAGGCUGUGAACUCCAAGUGUGCUUCUCUGAGAAAAGAACCCAAUAGAGGCUGCAGAGUGAGGUGGAGGACUCAUGAUUGAUGUGAGAGGGCUAAUGGGCUGGCUGCUAACCUGGACAAGAAGCAGAGGGAACUUCGACAAGGUGUUGGCAGACUGAAGCAGAAGUAUGAGGAGGGUCAGUCAGAGCUUGAGGGAUCUCUGAAGGAGGCUCGUUUUCCCGGCACUGAGUUGUUCAAGAUGAAGAACUCUUAUGAGGAAUCUCUGGAUCCUGAGACCAUGAAGCGUGAAAACAAGAACCUGCAACGUGAGAUCUCUGAUCUGACUGAACAGAUCGGUGAGACUGCAAGCAUCCAUGAGCUGGAGAAGUCCAAGAAGCAGGUGGAGACAGAGAAAUCUGAGAUCCAGACAGCUCUUGAGGAGGCUGAGGUAUGGAACUCUGAACAUGAAGAGUCUAAGAUCCUGCGUGUUCAGCUGGAGCUCAACCAGAUCAAGGGUGAGGUGGACAGAAGUGGCAGAAAAGAUGAGGAGAUGGAGCAGAUCAAGAGAAACAGCCAGAGGGUGACUGACUCUAUGCAGAGCACUCUGGAUUCUGAGGUCAGCAGGAACGAUGCCCUGAGAAUCAAGAAGAAGAUGGAGGGAGACCUGAAUGAGAUGGAGAUUCAGCUGAGCUAUGCCACCGCCAGGCUUGAGUCCCAGAAGCAGCUGAGGAAUGUGGUUACAGCUGAAGGUAUUGAUGCUCAACUGCACCUUGACGAUGCUGUUAGAGCCCAGGAGGACCUUAAGGAACAAGUUUGUAUGGUGGAUCGCAGGAACGGUCUGUUGAUGGUAGCUGAAAUUGAGGAACUUAGAGCUGCUCUGGAACAGACAGAGAGAGGUCGCAAAGUCGUGCUGAACAGGAGCUGGCAGGAUGCCAGUGAGCGUGUUGGACUUCUUGCACCUCAGAACACAAGCCUUCUGAACACCAAGAAGAAGUUUGAAACUGACCUGGUUCAGGUCCAGAGUGAAGUUGAUGACACUGUUCAGGAAGCAAGGAAUGCAGAGGAGGCUAAGAAAGCCAUCACUGAUGCUGCGAUGAUGGAUGAGCCAAAGAAGGAGCAGGAUACUAGCCCCCACCUGGAGAGGAUGAAGAACCUGGAGGCUGCUGAUGACCUGCAGCACCGCCUGGAUGAGGCUGAGAACCUGGCCAAGAAGGGUGGCAAGAAGCAUGCUCCAGAAACUGGAGUCUAGGUAAGAGAAUCAUGUGCGCGAGGCUUGAGUUGUGAGAUUGACGCUGAGCAGAGACGUGGAGCAGAUGCUAAGGGUGUCCGCAAAGGGCUUCAGAGGAGAGUGAAGGAGCCCACCUACCAGACUGAGGAGGACAAAGGUUAAGAAAACGUUUCCAGGCUGCAGGAUCUGGUUGACAAGUUGCAGCUCAAGGUGAAGGCGUACAAGAGGAAUGCUGAGGAAGCGGAGGAGCAGGCCAAUGUCCACCUGUCCAAGUGCAGGAAGGUCCAGCAUGAGCUGGAGGAGGCUGAGGAGCGUGCUGACAUUGCAGAGUCCCAGGUCAACAAGAUGAGAGCCAAGACCCGUGACUCUGGAAAGGGUAAAGAGGCAGCUGAAUAAAGCUCAUCGGCUGAUCGCCUGUUUCAAAUCAUAUAAUAUGAGGUGAAAUAUGCUGUUAAAAUAAAUCGUAUUUAUUGCUCUGAAA